This is a messenger RNA of Mus musculus (house mouse), 3292 nucleotides long. RefSeq names its product myelin-associated oligodendrocytic basic protein (gene Mobp). The record is from RefSeq and is marked validated. NCBI's taxonomy places the organism in Eukaryota, Metazoa, Chordata, Mammalia, Rodentia, Muridae. Gene Ontology annotation, cellular component: perinuclear region of cytoplasm; cytoplasmic ribonucleoprotein granule. The transcript has 4 exons. The coding region runs from base 140 to 385 and encodes 81 amino acids.
AGCUCCACCAGGGCCCGCUAUCCACAGGAACCUUUCACAACAGCCAUUACUCGCAGGGCAACAAAGAAUCAAAUGAGAGCAAGACAAGCGGAGACCAGAGUUCUGGUUGCCAGACCGGCACGGAUGAAAACCCAGUGAGAUGAGUCAGAAAAUGGCCAAGGAGGGCCCCAGGCUCUCCAAGAACCAGAAGUUCUCCGAGCACUUCAGCAUCCACUGCUGCCCACCCUUCACCUUCCUCAACUCCAAGCGUGAGAUCGUGGACCGCAAGUACAGCAUCUGCAAGAGCGGUUGCUUUUACCAGAAGAAGGAGGAGGACUGGAUCUGCUGUGCCUGCCAGAAGACUAGAUUGAGGAGGAGGAGCAGGUCAACCCCAAGGAAGAAGUGACCGAGAAGGGACUUCUUGUGAAUGGACAGCCUCUGCCUGUGGACUCACUGCUUCCCGCAACCCAUCUGCUCUCAGACGAAUUAUCUGACCUCAAGUAUGAUGCAGGAGUGGACGCCUGCUGAUGUAACAACCACAGAUGCCCUCAGUCCCCAUGGUGUGGGAGCCUUAGGGCAGCCUUCCUGGAGGUGAGAAGGGGGCUCUUCGUGUCGUACUCUAGCCACGGAGUCCUGGAAGGAUCUCUUGUGCUCCAGAGCUCAGGGAACGGGUCUUUUGGUUUCAUCUGGAGCCCCUUUCUCUCUGGCAGGUGCACGCUUCCUCAGGGUCUUUGGCAAAGGUGAUUGCAGAGCUAAUCCACACACAUUCCUCCUUCUUCCUCUCCCCUCCCUCCCUGCAUCUGGUCAGCAAACAUGACUCUUGAUACUUUUUUUUCUCUUCCUGGCUCUCUGUCCGGCCUCUCUUGCUCGCACACCAUUUGCUUCCCAUUCACCUCUUAGCCAGCAGUACUCAGAGCCAGAGUCGAGUCUGGUGAAGGGCCAUGGAAUUGUAAGAUACUAAGUUGUUGUAUGAUCCUUAAAUGCGGCGAUGUUCCGAUAAGUAGGGGAUCGCGCUAAAUUCCCAUGUGAACUGUAGGUAACUUGUGUCAGAAACAGAGGAAAUGGAGGCAUCCUCCUUCCUCCCCCUCCGCGGGCCCAGUCUCCAGCCUCACACAGGGCUUUGAGAGAAUCAGUUCCUGCCCCAGUCUGGGGAGAACCACCCUCUAAAGCCUUGCCUUUGAGCUUGUCACCUGCACAGGCGCCCGGCGCAGCUCUGACUGCUUUCAAAUGAUAUCAUUUAGGAAGGUCAUAUGGCUUCAGCCCUGUCCCCCAACCCUCCCAAUCACUUCCCUCGCAGCAUCCUGGACAAGUCCCCAUGCGCACUUGUAUAGGUCUAGAAAGAGUGCCAGGAGCGUUUCUGUCUCCAAAUCAAAACCCCUCAAAUUCCUGAGAGGCCUGAUGCUCCAGUGCUUCCCCUGGCUGGCCCUCCGCGGCUAUGUCUGUGGCAAGGAGAGGUGAAGGAAAACAGGAAGGGAACUUGGCCUUCUGGAAAGGAAGGCAAAGUGCGUGUGUGUGUGCGUGUGUGUGUUUGCGCGUGCGCGUACGCGUGCGCGUGUGAUGUGUGCGUGUGUUAGAGAGUUAUCAGUCCAAGAUCCCAUCCCUGAGUAGGAGGCCUUCCACGGGAUGAAGGGGUCUGUGCUCACUGUGGAGGUGGAGUAGCGCGGGGCUGAGUUUCCGUCUCCUCGCUCUGGUCUGCCUCCACAGUCCGUAGCCUCCAGACUCCCGGGGAAGAAUGAGCCCGAGCAUGGGCUCUUUUUGUUCUAGACCACAGGAGCCAGCCCUCCCCCAUGGCGUGGCACUUGCUUGUACCCAUCUGUACACUUGCUGUGGGGACAGAGAUUGGGCCAGAUGGAAGCGCCUCGUACUGCCUUGUACUCGUGUGGACUGCUGUGUGGGUGUUGGCCUUGGGAGUAGCUUGGGGAGAAUAUGUGCCAGCUCUCAGUUUUCUUGCCCAAGUGCAAAUGCUAGAGGCCCUUCCAAGUCCCAGGUUCAUUCUUGUCCCCCAAAGGCCUCAACUGCAGGAGGUCGUCAUGAACUGCAGGAGGUCGUCAUGAAAAGGCCACAACGGUACAUGCAACACUUCAGAGUCCCAAAGCCUUCUCAGCAGGGGGCACAUGGUGAUCGGCUUGGGCCUCUUUUCCCUAGUCAGCCCAGAUGGGCGGGGGCGGAGGGUGGAAGGAGAGGAGUUGGAUAGAUCCAUCUCUAGUCAGGCUCCAUCUGGGUCGGCCCCACAACUUCAGCUUGCUUUGAGCCCAAACUUUGGUAAGUUAUAAACACAAAGAAUAGAGAAAGAGAGAUAGAGAGAGACACACACAAACACAUACACACUACACAGAUACAUACACACACACAUAUACCACACACACGCACGCACGCACGCACGCACACGCACACGCACACACACACACACAAACCUUGUCACUCCUCACCCCUCCUAACACUUUUCUCCUUAGGAGGCCAGUGGACGGGAAGGAGGCCAUGUCUCUAUUCACAAGGAAACCAGGCUCAGGGCCUGACUCAGUGGUUAAAAAAUUCUUGCCUUGCAAGCAUGAGAGCUAGAGUUCAAAUCCCCAUGACCCACACGAAUGCUGGGUAGGCCUGACAACGUACCUCUAAAUCCAAACUGAGAAGCUGGUGACAGGAGAUCCCAGAGCAAGCAAGAGUGGCCAUAUCAGUGAGCUUUGGGACUGACUGGGAAACCCUUCCUCAGUGACUAUGGUAGAAGAUAUAGGACUGACUCCCAAUGUCAAACUCAGGGACUCCAUGCACAUGCACCCCUGUAUGCUUGUGCACAUACACUUGCACACACACACACACACACACACACACACACACACACACCACACCACACCACACCACACACCACACAUCCACAUGGAAAUGGGGAAAAAGGAAACAAGAGAGUACCAGACUCAUGGUUCUUCGAGGAUGGGUGCAUCCUAGCCAGGACUUAGAAGCCUUUCCCCACCCAGGAAGACCUCACCAUUUCUUCCUCCUGUUCCCUCUCUUGUACGUGUGAGCUGCUAAUGGGGUGCUUCAUUCACCAUGGGGCUGUGUGCAUGCUCCUCAGAGCCUGUCACGCUCUGGCCUACGGCUCCUACACAGGUGCCCUGAGCGCAGAUAUCUUCUCAGAGAUUCCUCCACGGUCACCAGACUCCAUCAUUGUCUUCCAGGAUCAUCUGCUCACUUAUUUGUUUAAUUCUCGCCCCAAUGCUUUGCCUAAUGUAAAUCCCACGGCGGCCCCACUGAUUUAUCCUGUCUCCAGUUAUCUGGCACUAACAAGAACUCAAUAAAUACUUGCUGACUGAAAGAA